GACCAUCUCUCUGUCUCUGCAGGUUUCCUGCAGUCGUCCCGGCCGGCCAAUCAGAGCCGCUCUCAGAGGGUCCCGCUGAAACCCGCAGCAGGUAACAGGUGGGCGGAGCAGCGGGCGGGGGCGGAGUCACGGCGAGGUCAUCAUGACGUCGGUGGCGGCGGAGUUCGAACACAUGGAGAUCCAGCAGCAGUACAGCGACGGCGUCAACAACCGCUGGGACGCCGAUGACUGGGACAACGAGAACAGCUCGGCCCGCCUCUUUGAGCGCUCACGCAUCAAGGCGCUGGCAGAUGAGCGUGAAGCGGUGCAGAAGAAGACCUUCACUAAGUGGGUGAACUCCCACCUGUCCAGGGUGUCGUGUCGGAUCACGGACCUGUACAUGGACCUGAGGGACGGCCGGAUGCUCAUCAAGCUGCUGGAGGUUCUGUCUGGAGAGAGGCUGCCCAAACCCACCAAGGGCCGCAUGCGGAUCCACUGCCUGGAGAACGUGGACAAGGCCCUGCAGUUCCUGAAGGAGCAGCGGGUUCACCUGGAGAACAUGGGCUCCCACGACAUCGUGGACGGAAACCACCGCCUCACGCUGGGCCUCAUCUGGACCAUCAUCCUGCGCUUCCAGAUCCAGGACAUCAGUGUGGAGACGGAGGACAACAAGGAGAAGAAGUCGGCUAAAGACGCUCUGCUGCUCUGGUGCCAGAUGAAGACUGCAGGGUAUCCAAACGUCAACAUCCACAACUUCACCACCAGCUGGAGAGACGGGAUGGCCUUCAACGCCCUCAUCCACAAACACAGACCUGAUCUGAUCGACUUUGAUAAGCUGAAGAAGUCCAACGCUCACUACAACCUGCAGAACGCCUUCAACCUGGCAGAGCAACACCUGGGGCUCACCAAGCUACUGGACCCGGAAGACAUCAGCGUUGAACAUCCUGAUGAAAAAUCCAUCAUCACCUACGUCGUCACCUAUUACCACUACUUCUCCAAGAUGAAGGCGCUGAAGGUGGAGGGCAAGAGGAUCGGCAAGGUUCUGGACAACGCCAUCGAGACGGAGAAGAUGAUCGAGAAGUACGAGUCUCUGGCGUCGGACCUGCUGGAGUGGAUCGAACAGACCAUCAUCAUCCUCAACAACAGGAAGUUCGCCAACUCGCUGGUGGGCGUCCAGCAGCAGCUGCAGGCCUUCAACACGUACCGCACCGUGGAGAAACCGCCCAAGUUCACAGAGAAGGGGAACCUGGAGGUUCUGCUCUUCACCAUCCAGAGUAAGAUGAGAGCCAACAACCAGAAAGUUUUCACGCCACGCGAAGGAAAGCUCAUCUCCGACAUCAACAAGGCCUGGGAGCGUCUGGAGAAGGCGGAGCAUGAGCGGGAGCUGGCCCUGAGGACGGAGCUGAUCCGCCAGGAGAAGCUGGAGCAGCUGGCCCGCCGCUUCGACCGCAAGGCUGCCAUGAGGGAGACGUGGCUGAGCGAGAACCAGAGGCUGGUCUCACAGGAUAACUUUGGAUUCGACCUGCAGGCCGUGGAGGCGGCCACGAAGAAGCAUGAAGCCAUAGAGACGGACAUCGCGGCGUACGAGGAGCGCGUUCAGGCGGUGGUUGCCGUGGCGAGGGAGCUGGAGGCGGAGAGUUACCAUGACAUCAAGCGCAUCACGGCCAGGAAGGACAACGUGAUCCGGCUGUGGGAGUACCUGCUGGAGCUGCUGAAGGCCCGGCGCCACAGGUUGGAGCUCAACCUGGGCCUGCAGAGGGUUUUCCAGGAAAUGCUCUACAUCAUGGACUGGAUGGACGAGAUGAAGAUGCUGCUGCUGUCCCAGGACUACGGGAAGCACCUGCUGGGUGUGGAGGAUCUGCUGCAGAAACACGCUCUGGUGGAGGCCGACAUCUCCAUCCAGGCCGACCGCGUCCGCAACGUCAACAGCAACGCCCAGAAGUUCGCUAGCGACACUGACGGCUACAAACCCUGUGACCCGCAGGUCAUCCGGGACCGCGUGGCGCACAUGGAGUUCUGCUACCAGGAGCUGAACCAGCUGGCGGCGGAGCGGCGCGCCCGCCUGGAGGAAUCCCGCCGCCUCUGGAAGUUCUUCUGGGAGAUGGCCGAGGAGGAGGGCUGGAUCCGGGAGAAGGAGCAGAUCCUGUCCUUGGAGGAUCAUGGGAAGGAUCUGACGGGGACGGUGCGGCUGCUGAGUCAGCACAAAGCCUUCGAGGACGAGAUGAGCGGCCGCGCCGCCCACCUGCAGCAGACCAUCAGGCAGGGCCAGCAGCUGGUGGACGACAACCACUUCGGAGCCGAGAAGAUCAAGGAGCGCAUCCAGGACAUCCAGGAUCAGUGGGCGGCUCUGGAGCGUCUGUCUGCCGUACGGAAAACCCGCCUGCAGGAGGCCUGCAACCUGCACCAGUUCCAGGCUGACGCCGACGACAUCGACACCUGGAUGCUGGACGUCCUGCGCAUCGUCUCCAGCGUGGACGUCGGCCAUGACGAGUUCUCGGCCCAGGCUCUGGUGAAGAAGCACAAAGACGUGGCGGAGGAGAUCAGCAGCUACCGGCCCGUCAUCGAGGCGCUGCACGAGCAGGCGCAGACGCUGCCGCCGCAGGACGCCGGCUCCCAGGAGGUCCGGGCCCGGCUGGCCGGCAUCGAGGAGCGGUACCAGGAGGUGGCGGAGCUGACCCGGCACAGGAAGCAGGCGCUGCAGGACGCGCUGGCGCUCUACAAGAUGCUGAGCGAGGCCAGCGCCUGCGAACUGUGGGUCGACGAGAAGGAGCAGUGGCUCAACGGCAUGGACAUCCCCGACAAGCUGGAGGACCUGGAGGUGGUCCAGCACCGGUUCGAGAGUCUAGAGCCGGAGAUGAACAGCCAGGCGUCUCGCGUCGCCGUGGUGAACCAGGUGGCCCGGCAGCUGGUCCACAGCGGGCAUCCCGGGGAGACCCAGAUCCGGGCCCAGCAGGACCAGCUCAACACCAGGUGGAGCCAGUUCAGAGACCUGGUGGACCAGAAGAAGGAGAACCUGAACUCGGCGCUGGGCGUCCAGAACUACCACCUGGAGUGCAACGAGACCAAGUCCUGGAUCAAGGAGAAGACCAAGGUGAUCGAGUCGACCCAGGAGCUGGGCAACGACCUGGCCGGGGUCAUGGCGCUGCAGAGGAAGCUGACCGGCAUGGAGCGCGACCUGGCCGCCAUCGAGGACAAGCUGACGGACCUGGACAAGGAGGCGGAGCGCCUGGCCAGCGAACACCCGGAGCAGGCCGGCGCCAUCAGGGGCCGGCUGGCCGAGAUCACCGCCGUCUGGGACGACAUGAAGGGGACGCUGAAGAACCGCGAGGAGUCUCUGGGCGAGGCCAGCAAGCUGCAGCAGUUCCUGCGGGAGCUGGACGACUUCCAGUCGUGGCUGUCCCGCACUCAGACCGCCAUCGCCUCGGAGGACAAGCCCAACGCGCUGGCCGAGGCCGAGAAGCUGCUGGCCCAGCACGAGAACAUCAAGAACGAGAUCCGCAACUACGAGGAGGACUACCAGAAGAUGAGGGACAUGGGGGACAUGGUGACGCAGGGCCAGACGGACGCCCAGUACAUGUUCCUGCGGCAGCGGCUGCAGGCGCUCGACACCGGCUGGAACGAGCUGCACAAGAUGUGGGAGAACCGGCAGAGCCUGCUGUCCCAGUCCCACGCCUACCAGCUGUUCCUGAGGGACACCAAGCAGGCCGAGGCCUUCCUCAACAACCAGGAGUACGUCCUGGCCCACACCGAGAUGCCCACCACCCUGGAGGCCGCCGAGGCCGCCAUCAAGAAGCAGGAGGACUUCAUGACCACCAUGGACGCCAACGAGGAAAAGAUCAGCGGCGUGGUCGACACCGGGCGCCGCCUGGUUGCCGACGGCAACAUUAACGGCGAGCGCAUCCAGGAGAAGGUGGACUCCAUCGACCAGAGACACAAGAAGAAUCGGCAGGCGGCGAAGGAUCUGCUGAGCAGGCUGAAGGACAACAGGGACCUGCAGAAGUUCCUGCAGGACUGCCAAGAGCUGUCCCUGUGGAUCAACGAGAAGAUGCUGACGGCUCAGGACAUGACGUACGACGAGGCCAGGAACCUGCACAGCAAGUGGCUGAAGCACCAGGCCUUCAUGGCCGAGCUGCAGUCCAACAAGGAGUGGCUGGACAAGAUCGAAAAGGACGGCCAGGCGCUGAUGGCAGAGAAGCCAGAGACGGAGGCCAUGGUGAAGGAGAAGCUGGCGUCCCUGAAGGUCAUGUGGGACGACCUUGAGUCGACCACCCAGACCAAGGCCAAGUGUCUGUUUGACGCCAACAAGGCCGAGCUUUUCACCCAGAGCUGCGCCGACCUGGACAAGUGGCUGACCGGCCUGGACAGCCAGCUGCAGUCCGACGACUUCGGCAAAGACCUGACCUCCGUCAACAUCAUGCUGAAGAAGCAGCAGAUGCUGGAGAGCCAGGUGGAGGUGCGUCAGAAGGAGGUGGAGGAGCUGCAGAAGCAGUCGCAGGCGCUGAGCCAGGAGGGGAAAGGUUCUGACGAGGUGGACGGGAAGCGGAUCACCGUGGAGAACAAGUUCCAGACGCUGCUGGCGCCUCUCAAGAUGAGGCGCGACAACCUGAUGGCGUCUCGCGAGAUCCACCAGUUCAACCGAGACGUGGAGGACGAGAUCCUGUGGGUGGAGGAGCGGCUGCCUCUGGCCACGUCCACCGACCACGGACACAACCUGCAGACGGUGCAGCUGCUCAUCAAGAAGAACCAGACGCUGCAGAAGGAGAUCCAGGGCCACCAGCCUCGUUUUGACGACAUCUUUGAGCGCAGCCAGCAGGUCCUGCGGGCCGGCAGCCCCACGGCCGAGCCGAUCCGGCAGAGGCUCACCGAGCUGCAGGCGCUGUGGGAGCGGAUCCGGAAGGAGACGGAGAACCGGCAUUCCCGCCUCAGCGAGGCCCACGAGGCCCAGCAGUACUACUUUGAUGCUGCGGAGGCCGAGGCCUGGAUGAGCGAACAGGAGCUGUACAUGAUGUCUGAGGAGAAGGCCAAGGAUGAGCAGAGCUCGGUGGCCAUGCUGAAAAAGCAUCAGAUCCUGGAGCAGGCGGUGGAGGAUUACGCCGACGCCGUCCAUCAGCUGUCCAGCACCAGCCGGGGCCUGGUGGCCGCAGGACACCCCGACAGCGAGCGCAUCGGCAUGCGGCAGUCGCAGGUGGACAAGCUGUACGCGGGGCUGAAGGACCUGGCGGAGGAGCGGCGCGGGAAGCUGGACGAACGUUUCCGUCUGUUCCAGCUGAACCGGGAGGUGGACGACCUGGAGCAGUGGAUCGCCGAGAGGGAGGUGGUGGCCGGGUCGCACGAGCUGGGCCAGGACUACGAGCACGUCACGAUGCUGCAGGAACGUUUCCGAGAGUUCGCCCGCGACACGGGGAACAUCGGUCAGGAGCGCGUCGACGGCGUCAACAAGCUGGCGGACGAGCUGAUCAACGCGGGCCACGGCGACGCGGCCACCAUCGCCGAGUGGAAGGACGGGCUGAACGAGGCCUGGGCCGACCUGCUGGAGCUCAUCGACACGCGCACGCAGAUCCUGGCCGCCUCCUACGAGCUGCACAAGUUCUACCACGACGCCAAGGAGAUCCUGCACCGCAUCCUGGACAAACACAAGAAGCUGCCGGAGGAGCUGGGCCGCGACCAGAACACCGUGGAGACGCUGCAGAGGAUGCACACCACCUUCGAGCACGACAUCCAGGCGCUGGGCACGCAGGUCCGGCAGCUGCAGGAAGACGCCGUCCGUCUGCAGUCGGCGUACGCCGGAGACAAAGCCGACGACAUCCAGAAGAGAGAAGGAGAGGUGCUGGAGGCCUGGAAGAACCUCCUGGAGGCGGCGGAGGCCCGGCGCUCCAAGCUGCUGGACACGGCCGAUAAGUUCCGGUUCUUCAGCAUGGUGCGGGACCUGAUGCUGUGGAUGGACGACGUCAUCCGGCUCAUCGAGGCCCAGGAGAAGCCCAGGGACGUGUCGUCGGUGGAGCUGCUGAUGAACAACCACCAGGGCAUCAAGGCGGAGAUCGACGCCCGAAACGACAGCUUCACGGCCUGCAUCGAGCUGGGCAAGGCGCUGCUGGCCAGGAAGCACUACGCUGCAGAGGAGAUCAAGGAGAAGUUGCUCCAGCUGACGGAUAAGAGGAAAGAGAUGAUCGAUAAGUGGGAGGACCGCUGGGAGUGGCUGAGGCUGGUGCUGGAGGUGCACCAGUUCUCGCGGGACGCGGGCGUGGCGGAGGCGUGGCUCCUGGGCCAGGAGCCGUACCUGUCCAGCCGGGAGAUGGGCCAGAGCGUGGACGAGGUGGAGAAGCUCAUCAAGCGCCACGAGGCCUUCGAGAAGUCCGCCGCCACCUGGGAGGAACGCUUCGCCGCGCUGGAGAGGCUGACCACGAUGGAGUUACUGGAAGUGAGAAGAAGGCAAGAGGAAGAGGAGAGGAAGAGGCAGCCGGCAGAGGCUGCUGAGGCUGCAGCCCAGAGCAGGGAGGGCGAGCCGGUGUCCCAGAACGGGCUGCCGUCCGACCAGGAGUCGCCCCGGGAGAACGUGGACGAGGCGGUGAACGGGGUGUCGGAGCGCAGCCCCGCGGGGUCGCCCGGCGCCGCCCGUAAGGCCAAGCCCAGCCAGGCGGCGACGCUGCCGGCUAAGAGCCAGCAGGACGGCGCCACCUCUCUGCUGGAGGCCUUCCUGCACCGCAAACACGAGUGGGAGGGUCACAACAAGAAGGCCUCCAACAGGUCCUGGCACAACGUGUUCUGUGUGAUCAACCAGCAGGAGAUGGGUUUCUAUAAGGACCAGAAGAGCGCGGCGCAGGGCGUCCCCUACCACAGCGAGAUCCCCGUCAGCCUGAAGGAGGCGCUGUGUGAGGUGGCGCUCGACUACAAGAAGAAGAAACACGUCUUCAAGCUCAAGCUCACUGACGGGAACGAGUAUCUCUUCCAAGCCAAAGACGACGAGGAGAUGAACUCCUGGAUCUCGGCCAUCGUGGCGGCCGCGGGCUCCAGGGUGGAAGUGACGCCCAGCAGCCACAGCACGCCGGCCCCCGCCGCGCGCGCCCAGACGCUGCCGGCCACCGUGGCGGCCUCCACCGCCGAGUCCAGCCCGGGAAAACGGGAGAAAGACAAGGAGAAACGCUUCAGCCUGUUCAGCAAGAAGAAGUAGACGCUCCUCCUCCUCUUCCUCUCCUCCCGUCCCGCGGCUGUUUGGGGUCUCUCCUCGUUGUCCUCGUUCAUCCAGCUCCUAGCAGCUGAAGCUCAGAAUGUAGAUCUGUCUCUUUAGUCCAUCCUGAUGAUGAUUCCUAACAUUUCCUGAUCCCAAACAGCCUUCCUUCCUCCCUCCUCCUCUUCCUCUCAAAGCGUGACUCCAGCAUGCCAGCUCCGAGCCAAAACUCUCCACUCUGUGCCUCUCAGCCGUCCGGCGGCCCAGAGUUCCCGCUCAGCUGCGGCGCGGCGGGAACCGU
Messenger RNA from Xiphophorus hellerii (green swordtail), 7445 nucleotides. RefSeq names its product spectrin beta chain, non-erythrocytic 1-like. Bases 143 to 7147 code for a protein of 2334 amino acids. Lineage: Eukaryota; Metazoa; Chordata; Actinopteri; Cyprinodontiformes; Poeciliidae. Gene Ontology annotation, cellular component: spectrin. The transcript has 42 exons. The record is from RefSeq and is a predicted model, not a curated record. Gene Ontology annotation, molecular function: phospholipid binding; structural constituent of cytoskeleton; actin binding.